CAGCUUCGCCUACUGGUGGCCGCCCGUCAAAACAUCCGACGGCCGUCAGGUCGGCGGCUACCACCUCGUCGGUAGGUCUCCCCCCCCCCCUCAUGUGAACGGAACAUUUCUGUACUCGCUGCAUGCACCGAUUGAUUGUGACCAAAUCAGGCACCCUGAAUCAGCUUGAGCAGCUGCCGGACGUCAAAAACGACUUCUGGUGGUUCUUCGUCGUCUAUGAGAUUGUCGAGCAGCUGGUCGAUCCCGCAGUGCAAGAGAAAUGAGCUGUCGAGAUGAAGGAGCUGCCGAAAUAUCUGGAAGAACGGCAAAAGGUGGCACAAAGCCCUUGAACACGCUGUCAAGCGCCGUUGUCGGCCUUCUCGACGGAUGAGUUGAAAGUGCUGGUGGGAGGGGAGGGGGACGAAAGGCGGAGAGAAGGUCCAGACGCGCAGCCACAACGAUGCAUGUUAGUGAUGGUAGAAGAGCCAUCCUGUAAAAUCCAGGAUGCGGAAGACUGUGCCUCCUCGUGCCGGUCGCCGGUGCGAGCUCGAAUUUUUCCUUCCCUCCCUGCCACUCGUGCUUCAUCCAUUCCGUCCCCCUCCCCAUCCACUUCCAUCACCACACCCCACAGCUCCAGCCCAACGCACAGGGUCAAUUAUUAGACAGGGUCCAGCCCCUUCUCGCGUUGGGUCUCGCUCACCGUCCUUCCCGUCCAUCCAUCUCACCAUCCAACGGCCAGCAAGCGGGAUUCAUUUAUGGAGGCGCUUCUCUCUCGGUUGACCAUGGUGCUGCUCGCCCUGUUGUUCCUCACACACGGCGCCGUUCGCCAGCAGCAGUCCCCCCAAGAGCCCUGCAAGGAGGGCGACUCGUCGUGUCUCCUCAUGCGUGGCCUCCAAGUGUACGAUCCGUACCUCACCGACACAG
Messenger RNA from Vitrella brassicaformis, 903 nucleotides. The record is from the annotation of a GenBank genome assembly. NCBI's taxonomy places the organism in Eukaryota, Vitrellaceae.